This is a messenger RNA of Protobothrops mucrosquamatus (brown spotted pit viper), 4785 nucleotides long. RefSeq names its product insulin receptor substrate 1 (gene IRS1). Lineage: Eukaryota; Metazoa; Chordata; Lepidosauria; Squamata; Viperidae. The record is from RefSeq and is a predicted model, not a curated record. The transcript has 2 exons. Gene Ontology annotation, cellular component: cytosol; plasma membrane. Gene Ontology annotation, biological process: insulin receptor signaling pathway. Gene Ontology annotation, molecular function: phosphatidylinositol 3-kinase binding; insulin receptor binding. Bases 1 to 3567 code for a protein of 1188 amino acids.
AUGGCUAGCCCCACCGAUAAUAAUGAGGGUUUCUUCUCAGAUGUCAGGAAGGUGGGUUACUUGCGCAAACCCAAGAGCAUGCAUAAGCGCUUCUUCGUGCUGAGAGCAGCCAGUGAGUUGGGACCCGCCCGGCUGGAGUACUAUGAGAACGAAAAGAAAUGGAGACACAAAUCAGGGGCCCCCAAGCGCUCUAUUCCUCUGGAGAGUUGCUUCAACAUAAACAAGAGGGCAGAUUCCAAAAAUAAGCAUCUGGUGGCUCUCUACACCAAGGACGAACACUUUGCCAUUGCUGCUGACAAUGAGCUUGAGCAAGAAAGCUGGUAUCAGGCGCUGCUGCAGUUGCACAACCGUGCCAAGAGCCAUCACCACCACCACCACCAGCACCACCACCAUCACCACCACCACCACCACCGAGAUGUCACGGUGGGAGGUGGGACUUUGGGAAUGGGAGAGGCAGGGGAGGAUAGCUAUGGUGAUACAGCUCCUGGCCCAGCAUUCAAAGAGGUCUGGCAAGUGAUCCUGAAACCAAAGGGGCUGGGCCAAACUAAGAACCUGAUUGGAAUCUACCGCCUGUGCCUAACCAACAAGACCAUCAGUUUUGUCAAGCUAAAUUCUGAUGCGGCAGCUGUUGUGUUGCAGCUGCUCAACAUCCGGCGGUGUGGCCAUUCGGAGAAUUUUUUUUUCAUUGAGGUGGGGCGCUCUGCUGUCACGGGACCAGGUGAGUUUUGGAUGCAAGUAGAUGACUCAGUAGUAGCACAGAACAUGCAUGAGACCAUCUUGGAGGCUAUGCGGGCAAUGAGUGAGGAAUUUCGGCCUCGUAGCAAAAGCCAGUCGUCUUCCAAUUGCUCCAAUCCCAUAUCUGUGCCUCUCCGCAGCAGACAUCAUGUCAACAACCCACCCCCCAGCCAGGUGGGACUUACUCGUAGGUCCAGGACUGAAAGCAUAACUGCCACUUCUCCUGCUGGCAGUGGUGUGGGAGGAGGGAUUGGAGGCAGACCCAGCUCUUUCCGUGUCAGAGCCUCUAGCGAUGGAGAAGGUACCAUGUCUAGACCAGCUUCAGUGGAUGGAAGUCCGAUGAGUCCAAGUGCCAACCGAACCCACUCACAUAGGCACCGUGGCAGCUCCAGGCUUCAUCCUCCUCUCAACCAUAGUCGCUCCAUCCCAAUGCCUUCCUCACGCUGUUCCCCUUCUGCCACUAGUCCAGUCAGCCUGUCAUCCAGCAGUACCAGUGGCCAUGGGUCCACUUCAGACUGUCUUUUCCCACGUCGAUCCAGUGCAUCAGUCUCUGGCUCUCCCAGUGAUGGAGGUUUCAUCUCCUCUGAUGAAUAUGAAUCAAGCCCCUGUGACUUCCGCAGCUCAUUUCGCAGUGUUACCCCUGAUUCCCUGGGACACACCCCUCCUGCUCGGGCAGAUGAGGAGCUUAGUAACUAUAUAUGUAUGGGGGGGAAGGCUGCCUCAUCCUGCUGCAGUAUCACAACUCCUAAUGGUCAUUUUGCCCCCCGCACCUGCCAUCUGCAGCAGCAAAGUCGCUACCCUGCUGUCCCAUGUUGCCUCCGGCUUGGAAAUGAGGAUGUAGGAGAUUUGGAAAAAGGCUUCAGAAAGCGGACUCAUUCUGCUGGAACCUCUCCUACCAUCUCCCAUCAGAAGACUCCUUCACAGUCCUCAGUGACCUCCAUUGAAGAGUAUACUGAGAUGCUUCCUUCGUAUUCCUGUAGUGGCAACAAAUUUUCUUCUUAUCGACAUUCUGCCUUUGUGCCAACCCAGUCUUACCCUGAGGAGUGUCUAAAGAUGCACCAGGUGGAGGGAAACCACCACCGGACCAACUCUGAUGAUGGCUACAUGCCUAUGUUGCCAGGAGUGGCACCUAUGCCCAGUGGAGGUAGUACACCCAAAGGUGGAGAUUACAUGCCAAUGAGCCCCAAGAGUGUGUCUGCUCCACAACAGAUCAUCAAUCCUGGGAGAGGAGGUCGCCAUGUGCAGGCCACAGUGGACUCAAAUGGCUACAUGAUGAUGUCUCCCAGUGGCAGCUGUUCUCCAGACAGUGGUCCCACUGGCUACAGCAAGCUAUGGAUAAAUGGGACUAAUAAUCAUACAAAACUCUCAGUAGAGAGUAAUGAGGGCAAGCUGCCAAGUGGAGGCAGUGAUUAUAUUAAUAUGUCUCCAGCCAGUGGUUCUGCUACCAGCACCCCUCCAGACUGUUAUUUUACCAGCCCAGGACCUCCAGGCCCAGAAGAACCACUAGUGCAUGGUUCUACCCAGUCCCAAAAUAAGCCCAUCUAUUCCUAUUUCUCCUUGCCACGUUCCUUCAAGCACAACCAACGCAAGACCGGCAAAGAAGAAAAUGCCCAGAUGCAUAUGUCCUUCAGCUCUGGCCGCUUGCUUUAUGCUGCUGCUGAGGAUUCUUCUUCCUCUACUAGUAGUGAUAGCCUUGGCUGCCCUGGGGGACAGGAGAGUGGUGGGUAUUCUCUUCCCAUUAAAACACAGCCAUUACAGCCUGCUGCUUGUACUGUGGACACAGCUGUGCGGACCAAGAAUCAUCUGGCCAGACCUACUCGUUUAUCCCUGGAUGGCCCAAAGGCCAGCACCUUGCCUCGCACUCGGGAACAGCUCCCAGAGCCCAAGAGCCCUGGAGAGUAUGUGAACAUUGAGUUUAAGCAACCAGUCUUCCCCUCACCUUUAUCCUAUGUAGAGACUGGCUCCUGUUCAGAGGAGUAUAUCAAUAUGGAUUGGGGAACUGCUUGCCCAGUCAGCUUGGCCUCCAUGCAGUCAAGCCGGAGUGGGACCACCCACAGCAGCAACCGGGACUAUAUGAGCAUGCAACUGGGUGGUGGAGCACAGUAUGUAGUCUGUGCCCACUCUCCAUCACCUUCUUCCCCAGCCCUCCUGCUGAGUUAUUCUGAGAAAAGCCCACCACCCAUGCAGCUGCCUUCGCCACCUUCUCAGGCUCAGCCAAGCAAACUGGCUGAGAUUUUACCCCAUUCCUGCUCCUCGUCUAUGAUUGGGGGCCCAGGAGCGAACAGCGCCUUUACACAUGUCAGUCUUGCUCCCAGUCGCAGCACCCAGAGUGCCAAAGUGAUACGUGCUGACCCCCAAGGAGGUCGGCGGCGCCAUAGUUCUGAGACGUUUGCUUCUUCUGUCACUCCUAGUAGUAGUCUUGGAGCUUCGGCUCUACUCCAUGGACCAGGAGGACCUGAUGAUCCAAAACGUCACAGUUCAGCCUCCUUUGAAAACGUCUGGCUCAAACCUGCAUCUGGGGCACUGGGAGUUGUUUCUUUGGGUCUUGGCACGGCAUCAUGGAGGGAGCAAGGAGCUAGUGGAACUGGGGGAGGCUUUGAGAAUGGGCUUAAUUACAUUGACCUGGACUUAGUGAAGGAUUUUAACCACAGCCAACAUCACCAUCGCAAUCUCCACCCUCAGGAGAGUACUGGUCUGCUAGGAGUCAAACAACCAUCCCAGCAGCAUCAGCCACCUAAAUCUCCAAAGCAGCCUUGUGGGAGUAACCACUUGAGUGAUGAAUUAAGUGCAUAUGCCAGCAUUAGCUUCCACAAGCAGGAGGACAUCCAGUAGAAGGCGGAAACAAGAAUGAUGACCUAUACAACCUCAGAAAAACUUCUUCUUUGAAUUCAUGGGUAUCCACACUUGGUUUUGUGUAUCACAACUAGGACCUCAGUCUUCUUCCCCAGUAGAUGGGUACGAUGCAUCCAGUUCAAUUUGUUUACUUUACACAAACCUCAGGAGUUAAUUAACUGAACUGCACAUUCUCUUUCUUUUUUAAAAAUAUUUUUUGUUUGUGUGUGCCAUGCAAAAGCACUGUGACACCUGGACAAUGAGUCUAUGAUUGCUUCCUCCUUUAUCAUAGAGAUUUAACUGGCAACAGUAAACCUAUGUGCCCACCACUAUAAUAUAGUGAGAGUGGGUAUACUUCUAGCUCAUCUAUGUAAAACAUAAAUUUUUAAUUUGCUGCUGAAAAACCUGUAUGACAAAUCAUAAGUGUAAAUUAUUACAUACAAACUGUUAAUGUUGGUUGAAGAGUAUUAAAUAUUUAACAUAGGUUUUUGAUUUAUACAUGUACUUUUUUAAUUAAAAUGUAACUUUUCCUACAGCACAUCCUUUUUGAUGUGGAACUGAGGUAUACUAUAUUCUGUUAUAAACAGAGUGGGAUGGGUGGGGGAAAUUGCUUAAAAAAAGGCAUUUUAAGAAUAGCUUAGGGUACUAUUCUUUUUAAGAUUGUAAUUCAGAAUAUAUUAUAUGGAUCAAUGGCCCAUGAACCUGGAUGUAUAGUCAUAUUUACUGAUAUCAUCAAUAAUUACAAUUCAGCUGAAUUCUUUAAAAAUAUAAUAUUUUUUAUUCUUCCUGUGAAACAUUAUGAAAAGGCGAACUUAUUUGUGCAUGGUAUUUGCAAGUGUGAAUUUGAAAUUGUUGGUUGCACAGGAACGUAGACAAUAUCAGAAAAAUAAAGCUAAGUCUUCCAUUGUACGUAUGUAUGUGUGUGCACACCAGCGUGCCCCUAUAUGUGUGUGUGUGUGUUUAUAAAAUUAUAUGUGUGUGUGUAUAGGUAUGUGUGUAUAUAUACAUACACACACAUAUAUAAAUACAUAGAAAGUUAUAUAGGUACAAAGAAAAACAUCUGAAAUAUUGGCAAAUACUUCAAAUGAAAUUAUUCCUGGAAUGAAAUAUGUGGGCCUUUGUAAAUUCUGGAAAUCUCUUUCUAUACAUAAUAAACUAGGAACUGUUUUAUCUUUAUUUAUCCUACUUCAUUGGUUUUCUCUUUACACCCAAUCAAUA